This is a messenger RNA of Chrysoperla carnea, 1676 nucleotides long. RefSeq names its product protein pellino (gene Pli). Gene Ontology annotation, biological process: protein polyubiquitination; regulation of Toll signaling pathway. The record is from RefSeq and is a predicted model, not a curated record. The coding region runs from base 260 to 1546 and encodes 428 amino acids. Gene Ontology annotation, molecular function: protein binding; ubiquitin protein ligase activity. The transcript is spliced from 9 exons. Lineage: Eukaryota; Metazoa; Arthropoda; Insecta; Neuroptera; Chrysopidae.
GAAACCACAGUUAGUUUUUAAUGUUUUGUGUUACAAAAACCAUCAUUAUAUAUUAUUAAUAUUUUGAAUGUUAAAUUACAAUGGAACUUGAGUGUAUACAUUUGAAAAAUACAUCGAUUUCGUUAUUUGUGAUUGAGUGUAGUUAGAAGUAAAAAAAAAAUAAUACAAGUUUAGUGUUCUCCGUUCUCGAGUUCAUUACUACUUUAUUAAAACUGGAAAUUUAAUAUCAUUCAAAGUGUUGCAGAAUAAAUCAUCAAUUAUGGUUAAAAGGACGGACGGGGCAGAAUCACCUAUUCCAGAAGAACAGGAUUCUGCGCAUGCAGAAAAACCUAAACAACUUGUUAAAUAUGGAGAACUAGUCAUUUUAGGAUAUAAUGGAUCAUUAAUUCCACAAGGUGAUCGUGGUAGAAGAAAAAGUAAAUUUGUUUUACAUAAACGACAAAAGGCAAAUGGUGUAAAACGUUCAAAACAUUAUGUUGUGAAAACUCCACAUUCCUCACAAGCGAUCUUAGAUGCACGAAGACAUUCAAUAUCAUAUACAUUAUCAAGAAAUCAAGCUGUUAUUGUAGAAUAUGUUCAAGAUGAUGAAACAGAUAUGUUUCAGAUUGGACGAUCAUCCGAACAACCAAUAGAUUUCGUAGUUAUGGACACAAUACCUGGUGAUAAAACAGGAGAAAAUAAAGUAUUACAAAGUACGAUAUCACGCUUUGCUUGUCGAAUAUUAGCUGAGCGUAAUAACACAGAUGUCGUUCGUAUUUAUGCUGCAGGGUUUGAUUCAUCAAGAAAUAUAUUUUUAGGGGAAAAAGCUACAAAAUGGCAAGAAAAUAGAGAAAUUGAUGGUUUAACAACAAAUGGUGUCUUAAUAAUGCAUCCACGAGGUUCAUUUUGUGGCGGUGGAGCAAAAGGAGGACUUUGGAGAGAAGUUUCUGUUGGUGGAGGUGUAUUUUCACUGAGAGAAUCACGAUCAGCACAACAAAAAGGGAUGGUUGUUGAAGAUGAAAAUAAUAUACUGCAAGAUGGAACUUUAAUAGACUUAUGUGGCGCAACGUUAUUAUGGAGGUCUGCAAGUGGUUUAGCUAAUUCUCCAAACAAACGUGAUUUGGAACAACAAGUAGAUGAAAUCAAUGCGGGCAGACCACAAUGUCCUGUCGGAUUAAAUACAUUAGUUAUACCACGAAAAGUGACCAGUGGUGAAAAUCAACAACAACCUUAUGUAUAUUUAAACUGUGGUCAUGUACAGGGUCAACAUGAUUGGGGUCAAGAUAAGGACUCUGGUGCUAGACGAUGUCCUAUGUGUUUGGAGGUUGGACCAGUUGUAAGAUUAUGUAUGGGUAUCGAACCAACUUUCUAUGUGGAUUCUGGACCUCCAACGUAUGCAUUUAACCCCUGCGGGCAUAUGGCCACCGAAAAAACCGUAAAAUAUUGGGCUAAUAUUGAUAUUCCACAUGGUACAAAUGGUUUUCAUGCAGUGUGUCCAUUUUGUGCGUCACCUUUAUUGGGUACACCAGGUUAUGUUCGUCUUAUAUUUCAAGAUAAUGUGGAUUAAAUUCAGUGUGUAUAAAACGAGUGCCAUUUGUGUCUAUAAAAAUUGAUAUUGGAAACAUUUUACAACAACAAAAUAUAUAGAAAUUAAAUUUAAAGAUAAAAUAUUUAAAUGCAUAUUGUAGUGUGAUCAA